This is a messenger RNA of Monascus purpureus, 2445 nucleotides long. The record is from the annotation of a GenBank genome assembly. NCBI's taxonomy places the organism in Eukaryota, Fungi, Ascomycota, Eurotiomycetes, Eurotiales, Aspergillaceae.
CCAAGGCCCCUGUGAUUGUUGAACGCUGGAUCAUAAUUAAUAGACUGCGUCUCCUCCAGCGGCCUUAUACCGGGUCUCUUCUGGUGUCGUCCUGUUUGGCUCGAUUUCCCCAUAAUCGCCCUCUUCCGCCCUUCCGAAGCUCUUUUCUUGACAUCAUUUCCCGGUUCCAGGAACACCACCCAUCAAAGCUUGCCUCGCGGCGCGCGCGUCCUUCCUGGCACGUUUCCUUUGUCGUGCACAUUUGCCUGGCUUGAGAAGACCGUUACGAGGAACAUUGUCGUAUAUAAUAUCCGGCGUUACAUGAUGCCGCCUUUGACGGCUUUGGCUGGUAUCCCCCUCAAAGUCGCCAUUCCCGCUGCUGCAACGACUCUAGCCUACCUGAACGCCAGAUGGUCCGUGUCGCACGAUGUGGCUCUCGGUCGGGCCUUCGCUCAUACAGUCUUGCAGCCGGCGUUGGCCGAACGUAAUGAUCGCCUGAACCUCUUUUACCUCCUGGAGUACUACGCUCUCAGCCCGAAGCUAGCCAACAACACCUGGAUUGUAUACAAUGGCCGCAGUUGGACGUUCCACGAGGGGUACGAGAUGGUAUUACGCUAUGGCCACUGGCUCAAGACGGUUCACGGGGUUAAGCCCAAGGAGAUCGUGGCCAUGGACUUUAUGAACUCGUCGACCUUCAUCUUCUUGAUGUUCGGUCUCUGGAGUAUCGGUGCCGUGCCCGCCUUUAUCAACUACAACUUGAGUGGCAAGCCUCUGACGCACUCGGUGAAGGCGUCCACCGCAAGGUUGCUGUUCGUCGAUGAGGAUGUUCGGGAGUGCUUCCCGCAGGAACAGCUGGAUAUCUUUACGUCUCCGGAUUUCCAUGAGGACAAGGGUCCGAUGACUGUCGUCUUCUUUACCCCAGAUCUGGAGGCGCAGAUUCUGCAGACGCAGCCGGUCCGUGAGGAUGACAGAGCGCGACAGGGCGUCAUCCGCCGCGACAUGGCCAUCUUGAUCUACACCAGCGGCACAACGGGCUUGCCCAAACCCGCUAUUGUCAGCUGGGCCAAGUGUUACGCCGGCGGUUAUUUUUCCGGCUCUUAUAUGGGUUUGAAACAGUCCGAUCGAUUCUACACGUGUAUGCCUCUCUACCAUUCAUCCGCCACGCUCAUGUGCUUCUGUGCUUGUUUAACGGUCGGAUGCACAUGUAUCAUCGGCCGGAAAUUUUCUGCCCGUAAUUUCUGGAAAGAGGUCCGCGAGAAUGAUGCGACUGCGGUUCAAUACGUCGGUGAAACCAUGCGCUAUCUUCUUGCCGUCCCUCCCGAGGUCGAUCCCGUGACGGGCGAGGAUCUUGACAAGAAGCACAAUGUACGAAUUAUCUUUGGCAACGGACUACGCCCGGACGUCUGGAAUAAGGUCAAGGAGCGUUUCAAUAUCCCAACUGUAUGCGAAUUCUACGCAUCUACAGAGGGUAGCUCGGCCACGUGGAACUUAUCAUCGAACAGCCACAGUGCGGGUGCUAUUGGUAGGAAUGGCGCCAUCGCCAGAUUUGUCUUCGAACGUCGCCAUGCCAUUGUUGCUGUAGACCAUGAGAGUCAGCAGCCCUGGCGGGAUCCCAAGACGGGGCUUUGCAAGGCGGUGCCUCGGGGAGAACCGGGCGAGCUGCUGCUUGCUCUCGAUGCCAAGGACACUGAAGCCAUGUUCCAGGGUUACUUCAAGAACAACAAGGCGACAGAAGACAAGAUCAUCCGCGAUGUAUUAACCAAGGGUGACGCCUAUUUCCGCACUGGCGAUAUGAUUCGGUGGGACAGCAAUGGUCUGUGGUACUUCUCUGAUCGCAUGGGCGAUACCUUCCGGUGGAGGAGUGAGAAUGUUUCCACGAGUGAAGUUGCUGAAGUACUGGGAGCGCACCCUGAAGUGCACGAGGCCAACGUCUACGGCGUUGCCUUACCUCACCACGACGGGCGUGCUGGAUGCGCUGCCAUCGUCUUUAGACAUCAGGCCCAGAAUACAGACCCUUCGUCAGGGGUCAUUGACCCGUCACCCCAGGUGCUUGGUGACGUUGCAUCCUACGCAUUGAAGAACCUGCCCAAAUACGCGGUGCCCAUCUUCCUGCGCGUGACGCCAGAGAUGCAGGCGACGGGGAAUAACAAGCAACAGAAGCAUGUCCUGCAAAAGGAAGGCGUGGAUCCUUCCAAGGUGAAUGCCAAAGACAAGCUAUAUUGGCUUCGGGGUGCUACGUAUGUGCCAUUCCAGCAGAAGGACUGGGAGAGGUUGAAUGCCGGGCAGGUCAGGCUUUGAUUCCUAUCUGUUUGAAAAUUGUGUCUUUCUUCUUCCCCUUCCUUUUGUCCUAGAACCAACCCUGUUCCUGAACGCAACUGCGUGUAAUACCCCGUAUUAUUCGUAGAUCUCUUGUUAUAUAAUAACUAUAGAAGAGUGGACAUUGCUCUCUGCGCAUGUUGCUUUUGC